AUGGCGUUAGUUACUGCCGCUGCUGUCGCUGGUACGACGCUCGCGGGCAUGUAUUUAGAUGCGAAAUACCACGUUAGAAAGGACAUUAGAGAAUUAAACCGUGGUCGAACUGUGGUGAAGAUGUAUGCAGAAGCAGUCCGACAAAACCGCGUUUCCCUCUGGUACUUCUUCGAACAAGCCGUCAACCGCAAACCCACCCAUGAAGCCAUCUGGUCCCGAACCGGCUGCUACACCUUCGCGGAAACACACAUACGCGCAACGCAAUACGCACAUUGGUUCCUCUCCCGUGGUGUCAAACCCAAAGAUUACGUCGCCUUCUUCCUCACAAACUCGCCUGAUUUCCUGUUUGCGUGGCUAGGACUCUGGGCGAUAGGGGCGGCGCCGGCAUUGAUCAAUUAUAAUCUUACGGGGAAGGCGCUGGUGCAUUGUUUGAAGCUGAGUGGUGCGAAAUUGUUGCUGGUUGAUGGGGAUGAGUUGUUGAAGGCGCGGAUAGAGGAGGUUAGGGGGGCGAUUGAGGGAGAGUUGGGGAUGGACGUUGCGGUUGAAGAUGCGGAUGGUUUGAGAGAGAUUCAGAGCCAGAGUCGUGAGAGGAUUGAAGAUAUAUAUCGAGAAGGAGUUAGAGGAGAUUGGCCUAUGGGAAUGCUGUAUACUUCUGGAACCACGGGGAUGCCAAAAGGCGUCUCGUUUACGACGGAGAGACAAUGGCUUGCUGUUGCUGCGCACAAAGCCGGUUAUACAACAGUUCAAGAAGACGAUCGAUGGUACAAUUGCAUGCCCCUGUAUCAUGGAACAGGAGGAAUCACAUCCAUAAGCAUGGUUAUAAACGGUGUCACCACAUGCAUUGGCAAGAAAUUCAGCACAUCCCAAUUCUGGCGCGACAUCCACGAUUCAAAAGCAACAUAUUUCAUAUACGUGGGAGAGACCGCAAGAUACCUUCUCGCCGCUCCACCUUCGCCUCUAGAUACGGGUCACAACGUCCGUUGUAUGCACGGCAACGGUCUUCGACCUGACGUCUGGAUUAAAUUCCGAGACCGUUUCAACGUCCCCGAAGUCUCCGAGUUCUUCUCCUCAUCAGAAGGAGUCUUUGGUCUUUUAAACUACGCAAGAGGCGACUACUUCGCUGGCGCAGUUGGCCACAACGGCCUCAUCGGCAGACAAUACUACAAGAACAUUUUCGUCCCCGUAGCUACCGACGAAGCCACUGGCGCUAUAUCCCGCGAUCCUGUAACCGGGUUCGCAUACAGACAACCCUACGAGGUAGGAGGCGAAAUCAUAGUCCAACUCCCCGACAAAAACUCUUUCGCUGGCUACUACAACAAUCCGGAAGCCACAGCAAAGAAAUUCGAGCGCGACGUAUUCCAGAAAGGAGAUCUGUGGUAUCGAACCGGUGACGCGUUACGCAGGACGAGCGACGGCCGCUGGUUCUUCCUCGAUCGGCUGGGUGAUACGUUUCGCUGGAAAGGCGAGAAUGUAAGUACAGCGGAGGUGGCGGAGGUACUGGGGAAUUAUCCGGGCGUGGUUGAGGCGAAUGUUUAUGGUGUUUUGCUACCUAAUCAUGAUGGGCGAGCUGGGUGCGCGGCGCUUUAUAUUGAUCCGAAUGCGCAUUCGAGUUUUGAUUUCGCUGGUCUCUUAAGACAUACACGCGCCCACCUCCCUAAAUACGCAGUCCCGCUCUUCCUGCGUCUCGUGUCUGAAAUGACGCCGAUUCAUAAUAAUAAACAGAAUAAAGUGCCGUUAAGAGAGGAAGGCGUGGAUUUUGAGAAGAUGAAGGGCGGGGAUAGGAUUUUGUGGGUUGAGAGACGGGGCAAGGGGGAUAGGUAUGUGGAGUUUACGAAACGGGAUUGGGAGGGGUUGAGGGGUGGUGGUGUGAGGUUGUAG
Molecule: messenger RNA, 1878 nt
Organism: Glarea lozoyensis ATCC 20868
Lineage: Eukaryota; Fungi; Ascomycota; Leotiomycetes; Helotiales; Helotiaceae
Product: Acetyl-CoA synthetase-like protein
Exons: 6
Coding region: 1-1878 (625 amino acids)
Molecular function (GO): long-chain fatty acid transmembrane transporter activity; long-chain fatty acid-CoA ligase activity
Source: RefSeq, a predicted model, not a curated record